AGACCUAAAGAAGUCCGCCGAAAGUCGAAACAGCCGCUCGUUCUUCUUCCUCUGCUCGCAGCCUGGCACCGGUCACUGAACCCCGCUUACUAAAACCGAGCGCGUCCAUGUCGCCGCGAGAUUGAGCGCGUUUUAGAGGCCGUCGAUGGCGAACCCGAGGAGGCCCUCGUACUCCGCGGCGGGUGGCCCCGCCAUCAGCCUGGAGGGCGCGCAGGCGUCGCCCGCCGCGCUGGCCCAGAGAAGCGCCUUCUCGUCCUCGUCCCUCGUCCACUUCCUCAAGAAGCCCCUCGCCUUCCCCUUCCUCCUCUCCGCCUUCUUGCUUCUCACUUGGAUCUCUCUCCGCCUCCAGAGCAGCUCCUCCGCCUCGCGCUUUGCUUCUAGCCGCGACAGCGAGCGGAGCAGAGAGGAGGACGACCGCAAGGCCAAUCUCGUCAGGUUUCCCCUCGGUUCCUUCAGUGAUAAGCGCGGGUGGCUCCUCGAUCCCACCUCCGUCGCGCUCGAUUCCGGUAUUCGAGGGGGAGCUGUGGCCUGUGCUUCCAUCCAUGUCGGCGAAAUCCGCCCUGGCGGUGUGAGGGCGAAUCAUAGGCAUCACACUUGUAACGAGACGUUCGUCAUUUGGGGUGCUAAGACCAAAUUCAGAGGUGCCCACAGCUCCACGCCCUCAACAUCAAGAAAAAUCAAUGGCAUCAUAGUACGGGUUUUGUGCUCAAUCAAUGGGUGUUACUGGAAAUUGGAGCUUUUUAAGCUGGAGAGCAGUGAGCUGGGUGGCAAAACUUAUGCUGAAGUAGUUGUUGCUGCUGAUGAGGUUGCUGUUGCAGCAAGUCCAAGUGGUACAGCUCAUGCCUUGGUAAAUAUAGAUCCUGUACAUAGUACUUUCUUCAUUGGGUGCCAGGAUGGUGUGAUAAACUAUAACAGCUCCAGUACUGACUAUCGUGUUUGGAAAGAUCUGUAAGUAGUGUCAAAUAUGGCACUGCCUCCCUGGCUGUCCAACUCUUGUCUGAUCAAUUAACUAACUAGUCCAGUUUUCUUUCCUUUUGCUCACAUCUGGGAAUCAUUUGAAUUGGUCACAUUCAAUCAGAUGUAAUUUGAAAGUUGAUAUGUACAUAAAGCAAUGUCUCACUUAAGUGACAUCUGGCUUGUCAGUCACUUAAGUGACAUCUUCUGCUUGGUUAUAUUAUUCAACCUUGUACCA
Molecule: messenger RNA, 1192 nt
Organism: Rhodamnia argentea
Lineage: Eukaryota; Viridiplantae; Streptophyta; Magnoliopsida; Myrtales; Myrtaceae
Exons: 4
Coding region: 146-952 (268 amino acids)
Cellular component (GO): trans-Golgi network; endosome
Source: RefSeq, a predicted model, not a curated record